UGGCGGCGGCGGCGGCAGCGGCAGCGGUAGCGCCGGCGGCUUUCGGCGGCUGGAGCCGGAUCCUGUAGCCGGGGUGUGGGCCCGCGUCAGUCCGUCCCUCCUUCGGCCCCCUCUUCGUCUUCCGGAGUGUGGCUGGCGGAGCCGCGAUGGCGGAGCGAGGCCUGGAGCCGUCGCCGGCCGCGGUGGCCGCGCUGCCCCCCGAGGUGCGGGCGCAGCUGGCUGAGCUGGAGCUGGAGCUGUCGGAGGGGGACAUCACACAGAAAGGAUAUGAAAAGAAGAGGUCCAAACUUCUGUCUCCUUACAGCCCACAGACCCAAGAAACUGACUCAACAGGACAAAAAGACAAAAACCAGACUCCUGCUCCCACUGUGGCUCAGACCUCCGCUCCUUCCAAGUACCACCGAACUCGAUCUGGAGGGGCCAGAGAUGAGCGAUACCGAUCAGAUAUCCAUACAGAAGCUGUUCAGGCUGCUCUGGCAAAACACAAAGAACAGAAAAUGGCUCUGCCCAUGCCUACCAAAAGGCGGUCCACAUUUGUCCAGUCUCCUGCGGAUGCUUGCACUCCUCCUGACACGUCUUCGGCCUCUGAGGAUGAGGGCUCUCUGAGACGCCAGGCCGCACUCUCUGCUGCCUUGCAACAAAGCUUGCAGAAUGCUGAGUCGUGGAUCAACCGCUCAAUUCAGGGAUCGUCCACCUCUUCAUCCGCAUCUUCUACGCUGUCCCACGGAGAGGUCAAAGGAACCAGUGGGUCUCUAGCUGAUGUAUUUGCCAAUACCCGAAUAGAGAAUGUCUCGGCUCCUCCCGAUGUCACUGCAACUACCUCUUCCUCCUCCUCCUCCCUUCGCCCGGCAAACAUUGACCUGCCCCCUUCCGGCAUAGUUAAAGGCAUGCACAAAGGAUCCAACAGAUCCAGCCUUAUGGAUACGGCUGAUGGUGUUCCUGUCAAUAGCAGAGUAUCCACAAAAAUCCAGCAGCUUCUCAGCACUCUGAAAAGACCCAAACGGCCCCCCUUAAAGGAGUUUUUUGUUGAUGACUCUGAAGAAAUUGUGGAAGGUAGUAGUAAAGUACCUCAGCCAGAUCCUAACCAGCCAAAGCCUGAGGGCCGACAGAUGAUGCCAGUGAAGGGGGAGCCCCUUGGAGUCAUCUGUAACUGGCCCCCUGCACUGGAAUCUGCCCUGCAGCGAUGGGGCUCUACCCAAGCCAAGUGCCCCUGCCUGACCGGGCUGGACGUGUCCGGGAAACCAGUCUACACGCUCACAUACGGGAAGUUGUGGAGCAGAAGUUUAAAGUUGGCUUACACGCUGCUUAAUAAACUGGGGACCAAAAAUGAACCUGUGUUAAAACCUGGAGACAGGGUUGCCUUGGUUUACCCCAACAAUGAUCCAGUCAUGUUUAUGGUGGCUUUUUAUGGAUGUCUCCUGGCAGAAGUAAUUCCAGUACCCAUAGAAGUACCACUGACCAGAAAGGAUGCCGGAGGUCAACAGAUUGGCUUCUUGCUAGGAAGCUGUGGGAUUGCCUUAGCUCUCACCAGUGAAAUUUGUCUGAAGGGCCUGCCAAAAACUCAGAACGGAGAAAUUGUACAGUUCAAAGGUUGGCCUCGGCUCAAGUGGGUUGUAACAGAUUCCAAGUAUCUUUCAAAGCCUCCCAAAGACUGGCAGCCCCACAUCUCACCUGCUGGUACGGAACCAGCAUACAUUGAGUAUAAAACAAGCAAAGAAGGGAGUGUAAUGGGAGUUACAGUAUCCCGGCUUGCAAUGCUGUCUCACUGCCAAGCUCUGUCACAGGCCUGCAAUUAUUCUGAAGGAGAAGCUGUAGUAAAUGUUUUAGACUUUAAGAAGGAUGCUGGGCUGUGGCAUGGCAUGUUUGCGAAUGUAAUGAAUAAGAUGCAUACAAUUAGCGUACCCUACUCUGUUAUGAAGACCUGUCCUCUCUCUUGGGUCCAAAGGGUCCAUGCCCACAAAGCCAAAGUAGCUCUCGUGAAGUGCCGAGAUUUACACUGGGCCAUGAUGGCACAUCGGGACCAAAGGGAUGUGAGCCUGAGUUCUCUCCGGAUGCUGAUUGUCACUGAUGGCGCCAAUCCUUGGUCUGUGUCAUCCUGUGAUGCCUUUCUGAGCCUGUUCCAAAGCCACGGACUGAAACCUGAGGCCAUCUGUCCAUGUGCCACGUCUGCUGAGGCCAUGACUGUAGCCAUCCGCAGGCCUGGGGUUCCAGGGGCUCCCUUGCCAGGAAGAGCCAUUCUAUCAAUGAAUGGACUGAGCUAUGGGGUAAUACGGGUCAAUACUGAAGAUAAAAACUCAGCACUGACAGUCCAGGAUGUGGGACAUGUGAUGCCUGGGGGCAUGAUGUGCAUUGUGAAACCAGACGGACUUCCUCAGCUCUGCAAGACAGAUGAGAUCGGAGAGAUCUGUGUUAGCUCCAGGACUGGAGGGAUGAUGUACUUUGGACUUGCUGGUGUGACCAAAAAUACAUUUGAGGUGAUUCCUGUGGCCUCUUCCGGCUCUCCUGUGGGAGAUGUGCCCUUCAUUCGGUCAGGGCUGCUGGGCUUUGUAGGGCCAGGUAGCCUGGUGUUUGUGGUUGGAAAAAUGGAUGGAUUACUCAUGGUUAGUGGCCGGAGACACAAUGCGGAUGACAUUGUAGCUACAGGACUGGCUGUGGAGUCCAUCAAGACUGUCUAUCGAGGAAGAAUUGCUGUGUUUUCUGUGUCUGUGUUUUAUGACGAGCGCAUUGUGGUGGUGGCGGAGCAGAGACCUGAUGCGUCUGAGGAAGACAGCUUCCAGUGGAUGAGCCGCGUGCUGCAGGCAAUCGAUAGCAUCCAUCAAGUAGGUGUCUACUGUCUUGCUCUGGUGCCUGCCAACACAUUACCAAAAACUCCACUAGGAGGGAUCCACAUAUCUCAGACGAAACAGCUCUUUCUUGAGGGAUCUCUACACCCGUGUAAUAUCCUCAUGUGCCCACAUACGUGUGUGACGAACUUGCCCAAACCCCGACAAAAGCAACCAGGUGUAGGCCCUGCUUCUGUGAUGGUUGGGAAUCUGGUUGCUGGUAAACGCAUAGCACAAGCUGCAGGAAGGGACCUGGGGCAAAUCGAAGAGAAUGACCUGGUAAGAAAGCACCAGUUCCUGGCAGAGAUUUUGCAGUGGCGAGCCCAGGCAACUCCUGACCAUGUACUCUUCAUGCUCUUAAAUGCCAAGGGAACUACUGUGUGCACAGCCAACUGCCUUCAGCUUCAUAAGCGUGCAGAGAGGAUUGCAUCAGUACUUGGGGACAAGGGACAUCUAAAUGCAGGGGACAACGUGGUAUUGCUCUACCCACCUGGCAUUGAGUUAAUUGCUGCAUUCUACGGCUGCCUGUACGCAGGGUGUAUACCUGUGACUGUGCGGCCCCCUCAUGCUCAGAACCUCACUGCCACAUUGCCCACGGUGCGCAUGAUCGUUGACGUCAGCAAAGCAGCAUGUAUUCUCACCACGCAGACUCUAAUGAGGUUGCUGAAGUCUCGAGAGGCGGCAGCAGCUGUGGAUGUGAAAACCUGGCCAACCAUCAUUGACACAGAUGACUUACCCAGGAAACGGUUACCUCAGCUGUAUAAACCGCCCACUCCUGAGAUGUUGGCAUAUCUUGAUUUUAGUGUCUCCACAACCGGCAUGCUUACAGGAGUGAAGAUGUCCCACUCUGCAGUCAAUGCUCUCUGUAGAGCCAUCAAGCUCCAGUGUGAGUUGUACUCCUCUCGGCAGAUAGCCAUCUGCCUUGAUCCGUACUGUGGACUUGGCUUUGCACUCUGGUGUCUCUGCAGUGUCUAUUCCGGUCACCAGUCCAUCUUGAUUCCUCCUCUGGAGCUGGAGAACAACCUUUUCCUCUGGCUUGCCACCGUCAACCAGUACAAGAUAAGGGACACCUUCUGCUCCUACUCAGUGAUGGAGCUUUGCACUAAAGGCCUGGGGAACCAAGUGGAGGUGCUAAAGACCCGAGGGAUCAACCUCUCCUGCAUCAGGACCUGUGUGGUGGUAGCAGAGGAGCGACCCCGCAUCACCCUCCAGCAGUCCUUCUCCAAGCUCUUUAAAGACAUUGGCCUGUCCCCUCGAGCUGUCAGCACCACUUUCGGAUCCAGAGUCAAUGUAGCAAUAUGUUUACAGGGAACCUCGGGGCCUGAUCCAACAACUGUGUAUGUAGACUUGAAGUCGCUGAGACAUGACAGGGUUCGUCUUGUGGAGCGGGGUGCCCCCCAGAGCCUUCUACUCUCCGAGUCUGGAAAGAUUUUACCUGGAGUAAAAGUAGUUAUUGUUAAUCCGGAGACCAAAGGACCUGUGGGAGACUCCCACCUGGGUGAGAUCUGGGUAAAUAGCCCCCAUACAGCCAGUGGCUACUAUACCAUCUACGAUAGCGAGACUCUCCAAGCUGAUCAUUUCAACACCCGCCUGAGCUUCGGAGAUGCCGCACAGACUCUCUGGGCCCGGACAGGAUACCUUGGUUUUGUCCGUAGAACUGAGCUCACAGCAGCCACUGGAGAACGUCAUGAUGCCUUAUAUGUGGUGGGUGCCCUGGAUGAGACACUGGAGCUUCGAGGAUUACGAUACCAUCCGAUUGAUAUAGAGACCUCCGUGUCCCGAGUCCACAGGAGCAUUGCGGAAUGUGCCGUGUUCACAUGGACCAACUUGCUGGUAGUGGUUGUGGAGCUGUGUGGCUUGGAGCAGGAAGCCCUGGACCUGGUUCCUCUCGUGACCAAUGUGGUCCUAGAAGAGCAUUACCUCAUCGUUGGUGUUGUGGUUGUGGUGGACCCAGGGGUCAUCCCCAUCAAUUCCAGAGGAGAGAAACAGAGGAUGCACCUCCGAGACAGCUUCCUGGCUGACCAGUUAGACCCUAUCUAUGUGGCUUACAACAUGUAGCCAGCCUGUAGCCCUGUGGGGGCCAUCCUGAGGACCAGAGACACCGAAGCCCUGUGGCUAGGAGCAGCUUGCAGCUAACAUGAAGAGGGCUCCAGUGUAGCCUUCAUCUCAUCCUGUGGGAUUCUGCAGUCACGAACACCCAGGAGAGGGGAAUUCUGUGGGUGCAACAAAAACAUGUUAACAGUACGUCAGACCUGAGCUCUGGCAUCUGCGACAGCACGUCACUAAAGCAGUUACAUGCAUGUUGCAUUUUCCUCAUCUGGCAUAAAUACCUGUAUUUUUACCUAACGUUUUAGACUUUUGUAAGGAGUUUAAUGAAUUCACAUAAGGGGUAAUCUGAGUCCCACAGUGCCCCACUCUGUACUGUAUUUUGCCAUUUUCCUGUAGUCAGGUAUUCUGCAGGGUUACUUAACAUGAAACUACCAAGCUUGAGUCAGCCUAUAGUCAAAUCAGAUAACCCAUGUGAAAACCGCUGUAUGUGUCUACUUCCCAAUUAUAAACAUCUGACCAGUGUUUAAACGUGUAAAUAAGAGUGCGCAUAACUCAACUAAGGAACCAAGCAAUCAGCUUGCCUAACUGCAGCCGGUGUAGCUGAGCUUCUGCUGGGUUGUGUGGAAGCAGCUGGCCCAGCAGCGCAGCGCCUCCUGUCUGUGGGUGCUCUGCACUAAAGCUGCCUGUGUUUUUAAAGCUUGUAUUCCUAUAACUAGCUUGAGCUACUAAGGACUCUUCAACCCAUUCCUCUGAGCUGAAAAAAAAAAUCUCAUGUCAGAAUUCUAGAAGUAGCUAAGAGUCAUCAGUUCCUAGCCUACUGUGUGGAAUUGCGGUAGUUCACUCAGGCCAGUGUUGAAACAUUUUCACAUUUAGAGUGACUACUGAGAAUUGUGACGUUCCGCUUUUUCCAUGCCCUGUGUCUGCAGGUUACAUAUAGAGCUCCCCCCACCCCUAAAACUGAGGAGUGAGCUCUGUCCUCUGAUGUCUGGGGUGAACGCUAGGCUGGGAGUAACUGUGGGCCACAUGUGCACACCCUAACACUAACCAGUCUGGGCUGCCAGAAUAGCCAGGCUCCUCAGAAACAGGGAAGUCUGAUGUAUGCAAGAAACUCUUUUGAAAUAACUGGUGCCUGGCCACACUCAGUAUGGGACUGAGUUUGGCCUCUGGCUCAGUUUCCUUCCUUUGGUCUGAAACUUCAUGUAUUUGAAUAUAGUUAAAUUUUAUUAUUUUUUUCUUACAGAAAUAUUUUUAAAAAUUAAAGAAAACUUCAAGUGAAAAAUAAUGAACCUGUUAAAUCAGAAUGGUUCUCUUUGACCCAUUCUGGUCUACUGUGUAAAUAUUUAUUUAGACUAUUUUGAUAAUACAUAUUAUUUACCCCACUGUAACAUCCUGUAAACUAAAUGUGUUUUUAAGCAAUUUGUAAGACUUGUAAUUACCCUAAAAAAAUAUGGUUUAUUAAGCAAAGACCAGACUCUUCAUCAGGGCAGCACUCCUGGGCUUCCUGCAGUCUCAUGACUCAGCCACUAUGGUCCUCUUCCUCCCGACUCUUGCUCCACAGAAGGAAGCCCUCCGAGUGGAAUUCCACUUCAGAGCCUUUGCAUUUGGGGUAGGAUUGGUUUGCAUUUGAUGAGGGAGGUGUUGGGUGUACAGGAAAGGGAUACCACCUCCUGGGCAGGGUAACAUCCCAUUCAGGGGUCACUUCAUCUGCAAAGGAAACAGCCUGCUUAUUUUGGAAGUCUUAAAACUGUUUUGCUUUGUUUCUUUUUUGAGACAGGGUCUUUCCACUUAGCCCAGGCUGGCCUUGAACCACACACCCCUACCCCCACUCUCCACACUCCAUGCUGGGAUUACAGGCAUGGGUAAACUCUUAAACAAUUGGUGAUGCUUCCCUAAGCAAAGCAGGGGCCUGGGCAGUAAACAUUCUAUGUCAACAAUCUGCCAGUUCUAAGAAAAAACUGCAGACCAAUCUAUCUUGAGUGAUAACUCUUAUAAAUGCAAAUUAUUAACGUGGUGUCACCAGCCAGGUACACAUUGUCUGCAAUAAAUGUAAUGCGAGCCACAUCUGUAAUUUAAACUUUCCUAAUAAUCACUUUUUAAAAAGAGGUUUCAGUGUGUAACCCUAACUGCUUAUUCCUUAGAUCAACCAGACUCACAGAGUGCUCCUGAGUGCAGGGAUUAAAUGCGUGCCACUGUCCCCAUCUGAACACAUCUUGUAAACAUUCUUUAAAGUAUGUGGUAUUGAUUUUAAUAUAUUUACCAAAAGUACUAUUACUUUGAUAUGAAAUCAUUGAAUUUUUUAAUUUAUGAAAUCCUAUGUGUAUUAAACACGUUUUAGUUCAGACUAGCCACUUCAGGUCUCAGUGGCCAAAUGUGGCUAGUGACUGUCAUACUGGAGAGUGCAGCCCUGUCAUCAUUCCUUAACGCACAGAACUGCAGCCAGUUCAUCUCACUCCCAGCACUUGGGGUGAUUAUCUAGUUGUCAUUCCUGGGUCAUCUUUUCUAAAACAAUGCUGUUAUGGAACACAGGGCCUAUGGUAAGCAAACACUGAGCUCAUCCCACACAGCCCAGGCUGACUUGGAGCUGCUCGUCUUCAUGUUGUCUGUUCCAGCGUUGAGACUGCAGCAGACAUGCCUUGCCCCAGGCCUCUAGUUUUUCACCCUUUUCUCAUAAUGACUACCCCCGCCUAAAGCCAGACCAUACUAGUGCAGAACUAAAACUGAGGGUGGUUUCUGGGGGGCCUCUUCAGUCCACCUCCUUCCUUGAUGGGGUUUGUAAUAGACCCCUGAAACAGAACUUAAUCUCAGACUUGGCUUUGUUGUUGUGUUCUUUAAGAGGAGUUUCUCUGAUGGCAUCAUGGCUCCUGCCCUUUCCACAUUCAGUGGAAACUUCCUGCUUGAACUGACCAUGAAAGCAGCCCUCCAAGUCCAUCAUUUACAGAUCAAAAAUGGCCUGGAGCCCUUCCUGACCACUGAACAUGGGGGUUAGGCUGAGAUUAAACCCCUGUCUUAGUUACACAAAAGAAAACUAUUUUUGUUCCUUCUUUAUUUUUUAUUUCGUGUGUUUGUGCGUGUGUAAUAGGGUUUUACCAUAUAGCCCGGGCUGGCCUCAAAGUCUUGCCUCAACCUUCCAGUGCUGAAAUUACAGUCUUGUGCAACCUGCCACACUUGGCAAGAGAAAUCUGUGAACCUUUUGUCUGGCCCUCAGGAGACUGACUGAGAUGGAUUGGGGAGUUCUCCCAGCUGCAUGCAUACCAUCCCAUGCACCUGAGCCCCCAGAAUGCCCACUGUGCACACAGAGGCCCUUCUCCCCAGUACCAAGUCCUUCCAGCAUGCGGUUGUGUUGGCUCAGCUGCUGGGGACUAUAGCCUGUCUCCUCCUCACUUUAGUCCCUGGGCAGUGCUUGCUUAAUGCUCUCCUGGAAUCCCAAGGGCCUGAGGCCUUAGGCUCCUGUUAAGGUCUCUGCCCCAGGCAUGGUGCUCAAUAUCUUGGCCAAAUAAGUUACUUUCCUUGAAUAUCCAGGAAUUUUUAACUAAAGCAAUGGGGACUUAUCACCUUACCCUGGAACUCCAUUAUAACUGCCUUAGUGUCGUCUGCUUUGAUAUAAAACCCAGAGUGUCUGGAGCGAGAGGCUGCAGUUCUCCAUAUACACAGUAGGCCUUUGCCUUCACUCAAUAGUCCUGACUUAGGCUUGUGUAGAUGGAUCAUGAGAUUGAGGCUUGUGUAGAUGGAUCAUGAGAUUUGUCCUGAGGAAGAGACUGCAAAGACGUGAAAUUUUUUAGUCCUAAAUGCUGUUUUGUUUACUUUGUCAAGAGAAUAUUUACCCCUGUCAAAUUCAAACUAUAGUACUGUGUAAUUAUGUAUAAAGGUUUUUUUAUUUAUUUGAAAUUAGAUUAGAUAUACAUUUUUAAAUUUGACAUCUGGCUGGACAGUGUUCUAUUAACUCAUUGAAUGUGUUUCCUUUGUCUUGUGUUAAUAAAUAUUGAUGCUUGA
Molecule: messenger RNA, 8861 nt
Organism: Mesocricetus auratus (golden hamster)
Lineage: Eukaryota; Metazoa; Chordata; Mammalia; Rodentia; Cricetidae
Gene: Dip2b
Product: disco interacting protein 2 homolog B
Exons: 38
Coding region: 147-4880 (1577 amino acids)
Source: RefSeq, a predicted model, not a curated record